Messenger RNA from Psylliodes chrysocephalus, 1223 nucleotides. Lineage: Eukaryota; Metazoa; Arthropoda; Insecta; Coleoptera; Chrysomelidae. The record is from the annotation of a GenBank genome assembly.
UUAAUACCCAAUCACAUUUUGUUUGAAUACAAUACAUUGUUGAUUUUGUUUAUCUGAUAUGCCUUUGGAAAAACCGAUAUGCAGUGAAAAUCUCGCUGGAAUUUCAUCAUUGUCCGGAGAAUGGAAACAACGGGCCGAAGAAGAAUUAAACGAGACUCCUGAGGUUUUCGGACGGGAAUUAGCAGCUCUCAAGCGGAUGGUAAAAAAUGACUCGAAUUUGACGGUACCAAAUACAAACGAAUUUUUGAUUAGAUUUCUAAGAGCUAGAAAAUUUGACAGUACAAAAGCAUUUCAUAUGCUGCAACGGUAUUUUUUAAUGAAAAUAAAAUGUCCGGAACUGUUCCAAUGUUCGUUGCCUUCAGAAUGCAAUGCAAUGUUCGAAUUGCAAGCGCAAAACAUGUUGCUACAAAGAGACCAAUUAGGUAGAAGAGUAUUUAUUAUAAGAGUUGAUAGUUUCGAUUCCACAAAAGUGACAAUCGAAGACGUAUUUCGCACCAAUGUUCUAGCCUUAGAGCAGAUCGUUAGAGAACCAGAAACCCAGAUAGCCGGUAUAGUAGUAAUUUUAGACAUGGCAGGUCUUAGCUUACAGCACGCUAAAUUCUUCACGCCAUACUAUGCCAAAAAAAUGGUCGAAUUGGUACAAGAGACGUUUCCUUUACGCUUCAAAGGCUUCCACGUGGUCAACGAGCCUUUCUAUUUCGAUGCCGUGAUUACCGUGUUGAAGCCUUUUUUGAAAGAGAAGAUAAAAAAGAGGAUAAUUUUGCACGGCAAUGAUCUAUCAUCCCUGCAUGCUUUCGUUUCUACUGAUAUUCUUCCCGUAGAAUACGGAGGGACUGCAGGCAAUUUUAACAAUAGAGCUUGGUACAUGAAAUUGUUAGCCGAAGAGACUUAUUUCAAAAACUCGAGGACCUUUGGAUAUAAAGUUGACGUCGAUCUUGAUGUCGAAGAAGACAAUGAUUAAAAAUAAUUUAUAUUGAAGUGUGAACAAUAAUUUCUUGAUUUUCCCUUAUCUUUUAAAUAUUGAAUUUGCUUUUCUACAGUAAGUAAGAAUUGUAUGGAUUGCAGGAUGUACCUGUAUACAGGGUGUUUUUUAACUUUUAGUUUUUAUUGUCAACAGAAUACUUAUGGUAAACAAAAAAAGAUGCCUUCUACCUUUUGUUUAGUCUGGGAUGUAUAUUUACAGAAGCUAGCGUUUGUUGACACCAGGGUGUUGAAAUCUGUGG